AUGGUGUCGCGCAGUUUACUUCUCUCCGUGGUCUACGCCUACGCCUACGCCUACGCCUCCGUGGCAACGGCCGCGACGACGUUUGACGUCCGCGAAGCCACCAUCGACAGCAUCCACAAUGCCCUCUUCACUGGUCUGACCACCUGCCGCGAUGUCGUCUCCUCCUACAUCGCGCGGAUCGAAGCCCUCAACCCUUCCCUCCACGCUGUCAUUAACCUGAACCCCGACGCUCUCGCCAUUGCCGAUGAAAUGGACAAUCAGAUGGCCUUGGCUAACGCCACGGGGCCCCUAUUCUGCAUCCCCAUCCUGCUCAAGGACAAUUUCGACGCCGUCGGCAUGCCUACCACCAGCGGCGCACGUCCUCUCGCCGACCUACAUCCCCUCGUCGACGCGCCGACUGUCACGGCGUUGAAAAGAGCCGGAGGCCUUAUUCUGGGAAAGGCCAACAUGCACGAGAUGGCGCUCGAGGGCCUCUCGGUAUCCUCCCUCGGAGGCCAAAUCGUCAACCCGUACGACCUGACGCGCACGCCCGGCGGCAGCAGCGGCGGCACGGGCGUCGCCAUCGCCGCCAAUCUGGCCGUCUUUGGCACAGGGAGCGACACGGUCAACAGCCUGCGCAGCCCCGCCAGCGCGAACAACCUCUUCAGCUUCCGGCCCACGAGAGGCCUCAUAUCCCGCGCCGGCGUCAUCCCCAACAGCUACUCGCACGACACCCUGGGCGCCAUGGCACGCUCCCUGAAGGACCUGGCCGCCGCGUUGACCGUCAUGGCGAGCGUUGGUUACGACCCGGCCGACAACACCACGGCCUUUAUUCCGCCCGAUGUCCUCGGCAGGGACUACCGGUCGGCGCUGUACGGCGGCAGCCUCAAGGGAAAACGCCUGGGUCUCGUCCAGGGUCUACACAAUUACGAAGCCUCGAACGAGACGACGCCCGUCAACGAGGCCAUGGCGCACAUGGUCUCCCUGCUCGAGAAGGCGGGGGCGCACGUCGUCAACGUCACGUCCCCCGUGUACAGCGCGACGGCGAUCAUUUCGCAGAUGGACCUCCAGCAGCUGGAGUACCGCGAGCUGCUGGACGAGUACCUCUCCCGCGACGACCUGGCGGGGGACUUCCCGCGCAGCUUCUACGAGUUUUACGGGCGCGACGACUUCCUCGUGAUCCCGGCGCAGUACGGGUACAUGGCGACGGCGUGGACGGGGUCGACGUCCAACGCGACGUAUUUCGAGCGGCAGCGGCGCGUGCAGAACCUGACCAUGACGCUGCAUGCGACGUUCCGCGAGCGGGGGCUCGACGCGCUCAUCUACCCGCAGCAGAAGAACCUGGUGGUGCCGAUCGGGGCGCCGUCGCAGGCGGGGCGGAACGGGAUCCUCGCGGCCCUGACGGGCGUGCCGGUCGUGAUGGUCCCGGCGGGGUUCUCCCCCCCUACCGAGACGGCGCCGCUCGGCGUCCCGAUCGGGAUGGAGAUUAUGGGUCUGCCGUGGACGGAGGACAAGUUGUUGAAUAUUGCGCAGCAUUUGAGUGAGAUUGCGCAGUUGAGACGCAUGCCGCCUUUUGCGAAUGCGAGUGUGGAGGUGACCGGCCCGUAUGGCUCUGUGCCGACUAUUACGCUCGACACGGGGAAUAUAUCGCCCAAGUAUCCUCUUGGGGAGCUUGGAAGGAGAAGGUGUUCGAGCAUACAAGCCAGAUAA
This is a messenger RNA of Sodiomyces alkalinus F11, 1689 nucleotides long. RefSeq names its product amidase signature enzyme. The record is from RefSeq and is a predicted model, not a curated record. The transcript has a single exon. Lineage: Eukaryota; Fungi; Ascomycota; Sordariomycetes; Glomerellales; Plectosphaerellaceae. Bases 1 to 1689 code for a protein of 562 amino acids.